CGACUGCUGAGCGUAGCGUGGCCAGAGAUAAAGCUAAAAGAGGAGGCAACGAGCUGCCUUCAUCACCCCUGUGUUUUCUCUCAGAGGAGCCGUCGGUGUGAGGAAGGAGGCCCGGCUGAGGAGGAGGAGGAGGAAGAGGAGGAGGCGUUUGAAUACUGCUGUUAGUCAAGAUCCAUCCUGAGCCUCUGACCUCUGACUUGUGACCCCUGCUGGCUGGUCUGUGUUGGACCUCUGCUGUUGGUCCUGGCUGCGGUGAUGAUGAUGAUGAAGAGGAGGAUGAGUUGCAGCCACAGCUUAACUGCACGUGUUGGCGUGUGAAAGGAAGGCAAAGGUUGUCGCACCUGCAGCACACUGAGGAAUAAGUCCCUGGAAGUCUUGGAAUAUAAAGCAGAGGAUCUUUGGAAGUCCUUGAAAAACAGGAUCCUUGAAUACAGAACCUGUGGAACUGGAAUGUAAAAAUCCGCACAGAGGAUACAGCACAUUUAUAAUCUUCUGACCUUACAACAAGGAACAAAAUUUGUGGGAUUUCUGGGGCGUAAACUUGAGAUACAAAACUCCUGGAUGUCCUUGGAUUUUCCUUUGAAUUUAAGUAUGCAAAAACUAGAAAUAAGUUCAAGUUAAAGAACACUAAGCCACUGAAGUAAAGCUGUUACUCGAGGAGUUUGUGUUCUGAAACUUAAUUUUUUUUGGAGCGGAGUUAUUUUUCCUGCUCAGACUUUUUCACAGUUUAUUUUUCCUCUUCUUGCUCUUGUCCACCUUGCUGUUGGGAGUCUUCAUCCUAUUUUGACUUUCAUCCUCCCCUUGGCUGGAGGACAUGGCUCUGUCUCCUUCGAUACGAGAACGGGCGACAGGCAGUUGACUCCUGCAGGGAGUGAGGACGAGAGACACACAAGGGGAGGGAGAAGAAGAGAAAGCGGGGAGAAUGUCGUGGAAGAGGAACUACUUUGCGUCAGGUGGUGGUGGAGGAGUUGGAAGCGGCGCUGGCGGCAGCGCUGGUGUUGGUGGUGUUGUUGGUAGUGGCGGGAUGCAGGGGAUGUUGGCACCUCGCACCAUGACGUCCAUCGCUCCCAGUAAAGGGCUGAGCAACGAACCAGGACAGAACAGCUGCUUCCUGAACAGCGCCCUGCAGGUUCUGUGGCACCUUGAUAUCUUCAGACGUAGUUUUCGUCAGCUGACGACUCAUAAGUGUAUGGAGGACUCGUGCAUUUUCUGUGCUCUGAAGAGUAUCUUCGCCCAGUUUCAAUACAGCAGUGAGAGAGUUUUACCAUCUGACGCUCUUCGCAGCGCGCUCGCCAAAACCUUCCAGGACGAGCAGAGGUUUCAGCUCGGCAUCAUGGACGAUGCUGCAGAGUGCUUUGAAAACAUCCUGAUGAGGAUUCACUUCCACAUUGCAGACGAGACCAAAGAAGACAUCUGCACAACCAGACACUGCAUCCCGCACCAGAAGUUUGCCAUGACGCUCUUCGAACAGUGUGUGUGCAGCAGCUGUGGAGCGUCCUCAGACCCUCUGCCCUUCAUUCAAAUGGUCCACUACAUCUCCACCACCUCCUUGUGUAACCAGGCAGUGAAGAUGUUGGAGUCGAGGGAGAAAGCGACUCCUGGCAUGUUUGGGGAGCUGCUGCGAAACGCCAGCAUGGGAGACCUGCGCAGCUGUCCUAGUCAGUGUGGCCAGCAGCUCAGGAUGGCUCGUGUCCUCCUCAACAGUCCAGAAAUCAUCACCAUCGGUCUGGUUUGGGAUUCGGAUCACUCGGACCUGGCUGAGGACGUCAUUCACACCCUGGGAACCUGCCUGCAUCUGGGAGAUUUGUUUUACAGGGUGACGGAGGAGAAGGCUCGUCAGGCAGAGCUCUACCUGGUUGGCAUGGUGUGCUAUUACGGGAAACAUUACUCCACCUUCUUCUUUCAGACGAAGAUCCGACGAUGGAUGUACUUCGAUGAUGCACACGUCAAGGAGAUCGGUCCCAAGUGGAAGGACGUGGUUUCUCGCUGCAUCAAGGGCCACUACCAGCCUCUGCUCCUGCUGUACGCCGACCCGCGGGGGACGCCGGUGUCGGUCCAGGACCUGCCCUCACGCUUCGACCUCCGCAGCCUCAACAAGGCCUGUUACGACAGCGAAGACUCGGGCCGCGAGCAGUCAAUCUCCAGCGACACUCGCACCGAUUCGUCGACGGAGAGCUACUCGUACCGACAGCCCUCCCACUCGCACCAUGAGUCCCUGGCCAGUCACUACUCCUCUGACUCCCAGGGAACCGUCAUCUGCAUCGAGCGCCCAGACGGACCCCUGCACGCCUCACUCUGCAGCCUGGAUACCAUAGGCCACGUGACGGACAGUGAGCAGCACCAUUCUCUGAGGAAGGGAGGCGGGGCCGGGGAUAGGAGGCGGAGCUCUAGCCGCCACCGGCGAUCUAAACCUGACAACGAAGCCUCCUCGGCCGGGUACCACAGCGAGGGAGAGACAUUAAAGGAGCAGCAGGUUCCUCGUCACCUUCCCAAACCUCCCUCCUCUUUUUCAUCCUCAACCAGUCGCCUCCGAGACUUGAAGGAGACCAUGAGCAACAUCAUCCACAGCCGACCCCUCUCCUCCUCUUCCUCCACUUCUUUACCGGCUGCCGUCCUCUCAUCUGAAAUCGCCUCCUCCACCAACAACCACCUCUACCCUGCCACCACUACCAAUCCCUGCUCCUCCUCCAGUAAGCCCCAGGACUGGGAGGCUGACAGCACCAGCAGCGAGUCCAAGUCCAGCUGCUCAGGGGGAGCAGGGUCAGGGAGGUACCGGCCAGCAUGGAGGCCCCGCAGGGAGGCGCUUAACAUCGAUAGCAUCUUCAACCGUGAGAGGCGAAGGCAGGCAGGAUACAGCCCACUCGGAGCCUCCCUCCCUGACGACUUUGUCGCUCCGCCCUUAGAGGGAGCAGACGCCUCCUUACCAGCCCAGGAGGAGGUGAGGCCUGUCAGGCCCGGCUCCUCCUGGACUCUACCCACGGCUUCCAGCAGCCACAGAGGAGGUGGAGAUGGAACUGCAAGUGGAGGACGUGCAGACCUGCCUCCUCCACCUCCUCCUCCUCCAAGGCUGAUCCAGAGGAUGGAGAGUGGAUAUGAGAGCAGUGAGAGGAACAGCAGCAGCCCUGUCAGCCUCGACCUGAACAUGGGAGACAGGGAGUGUGUUAUGAAGAAGCCUCCCUCCUCCUCCUCCUCCUCUUCCUCAGGACCGUCAUGGAAGAACAUCAGGUCAAAGAGCAGUGGAGCUUUGCUGCAGGAGCUCAGCUCUUCCAGCAGGGGGAGCCUCGCGACCCCUGCAGGCCGCAGCGAGCUGGACGAGCUGCAGGAGGAGGUGCAGAGGAGAGCAAGGGAGGAGGAGCAGCAGCGCCGGCAGGAGAAGGAGAGGGAAGCGGCGCUCGGCUUCAACCCCCGACCCAGCAAGUACCUGGACCUGGACCAGCUGCAGAUACAGGGUAAAAGUGACAGCUUUGAGCGGUGUGUGUCGGAGGCGGAGCUGCUGCUGGACCAGUCGGUGCGUCUGGAGCAGGCAGGCGAGGUCGCCGCUGCGCUGUCGGCGGUCAACGAAGCUGUCUCCAAACUGCAGCUGGUGGCGGCUGAGGGCGGAGCUAGUAGUCACAGCCGGCUGCAGCGCUGCAUGAGGAGAGCCCGCAGCCUGCAGCAACGUAUGCAACUGCAGCAGCAGCAGCAGCAGCAGGACUCAGAGGCAGGCAGACAGCAACCGCAGCAACAACAGGAGGAGGGGCAGCAGCUGCAGGAACAGCCCAGUGAAAAGCCUCUCCCGCUCCAAAUACUUCUGACGGAGAGACAGGGUGACCAAUCAGCUCCUUGUCUGGACCAGCAGGCCCCGCCUCUCUCUCCCUGCCUCAUUAAGCCCCUCCCUCCACAAACGAACUCAUUGUCUGACUCCACCUCCAGUGCCGGGGCCCCCACAAUUUCACCCAGGGAGAGCAGCAGAACCGGAGGCCCCUGCUCUCGCAUCGGGAAGCCCCUCUCCAACACCGGGUCCCUGCCUGCCCUGUGCGUGGACAGCUGGGAGCAGAGCCCCCCGGGAGACUUGGCCCCACCCCCUCCACCUGAGGAGGUGGAGCUUCCUCCCCAGUGGACCAGAACGCCUCCUAUCUCCAUCUCAGCAAAGGCCCAGCCCCCGUCACCUGUUGGCACCAACAACAGUUGUCAUCUGAUGAUGGAGGAGUCGCCAUAUUACCCCCAACACCCACUGAUCACGCCGCGUGCGUCUAGCCCCACACCCAGGCUAGCCCCGCCCUCAUCCUCCUUACCAACCAGGAGCUGGUCCUGCUUACACUCAGACCCACCUGAUGUUGUUGAUUCUCUCGUUGACCCACCAAUCAGCUCGUCCCUUUACUCACCACCAGACUCCCCCUCCAACAUCCCCCCACCUCCACCUGCGAGCCGGCCUGGUCGGACCUCCUCCCCGCCCCCCAGUCAGGACUAUAGAGCAGUCCUACCUGUGGAGCGCUGGGCGGAAAACGUCAACAGAUACUACGGCUCUCAGAAUGCUACAGGAGGAGCAGGGGGAGCGGCGUUGCCCGGUGAGGAGCUGUCGGAGUUGGACUCUCUGUACCAGGCCAGUCUGCUGGCUCCCAGCAUGCACCGGGGCAGCCGAGGAGUCAGUCCUCAGCCAACCAACAACAAACCAGGUGUGAGGAGAAUGCUGUCAGGAUCUGGACGGUCCAAAACUCCAACGGCUGAGAUCGAGAGAUAUGCCUACAGAUCACCGGUUACACCUCAUAAGCCGCCAUCAGGUGAAGAUGAGAACUACAGCGCAGAAAACCUGCGACGCAUCGCCCGCAGCCUGAGUGGAACUGUCAUCGGGUCACGACCCCAAAACCUUGGACCCUCCCACAGCUGCGACCCCUCUGUGCCCAGGCCCCCUCUCAGACACUCCUCCUCUUCCUCCUCCCUCCUCCGUCGCCCCAGCACCUCCUCCCUGCACAUCCCCUCCUCCUCCACCUCCUUCACGACAGAUCACUCCUACCACCACCACCACCUCCUCCAACAACCCCGACACCACGGCCCCUCAGCUCCUGCACAUCCUUCACAGCACCCUCCCUUGCAGACAUCACGGCCCCCGAGCUCGGGCCUCUCCUCCUGGGGACACUCAGGAUCUGGACCAGGCAUCCAGCAGCAGUUUCUGGUUGUGCCUGACAGGCAUCAGGCUCUCUCAGGUCAAAGCCUCCACAGCGUCGCGCUGAAUUACGGCACUCUGCCCCGAGCUCCUCGCCGAGCCCCACCUCCCUCCUCCACCUCCUCCCUCCCCAGACCGAGAGCCAGCUCCGGUCCUGCCCCCCCACUGCCAGGUCCACAGAGUCUCUACGCCACCCUGUCCCACCCUCGCCGCUCAGCCAACACCGCCACUAACGGUCACUACCGGCAACCAUCGCUACCUAUUAAAGUCAAUGGGUCCACCCACUAUACUCCGCACCACCUUAGGGUGCCAGGGGAGGCCCCUGCCCAGCCGCUCCGCCUGGAUGUGCCCCCUGAGACCGACUGGCGCCGUGAUGCGGACUACAGGACUGUCAGCUCCUCCUGGGAUCCGCGUACCGCCCGCCACCACCUGCCCCUCCAGCGGACCGACUCCCACCAGCCUCCCCGGCCCCGCAGGGACCCCCACCUCUGCUCGCUCUGCCAGCAGCUUCCUGCUGAGCCGUCACGCCCCUACUGCCCGUCCUGUGGCGCUUACGUGGCUCGGUUCCGCCCAGUGAGCUGAUCCGGCCUGAGGCUCCCGUGCCCUGCAGACGCCACAGUAGAAGAGUCCAGCUCCCAAGAGUCCAGCUCCCAAUGUCUCAAGAUAAAGUUUCUUUUUUUUUGUAUUUAAAAUGUGCCAAUGUUUCUUUAAAUCCGAUGCUGCCCAAAAUCCCAUCGUUAUGUUGGUGGAUAUCUCACUUUGGAAUAAAACUCUGUGAUUGGUCGGCUGCAGCAGCUUCAUCCGGGGAAACAGACAAGAUGGCCUCGCAGAGUUCUGCCACUUAAAGAACUUCACUAUAGUUUCUUCUCUCCUGCAUCUGUUUCCUCUGAGAAGGAGCUGCUCACAACAAAUCUCCGCCGUUACUCUCCACGUUGUGUUCCCAGCCUGCUCACCUGGUCCUCCCCAGUCUGGACGCUCACAAAAUACAUGACACCACACAGACAGAUCUGCUACACACAGUCUAUGAAUGUCUGCUGGAUUUAAGCACAUUUAGAUUUCUAAUCAAGACAAAGCACCGUGAUACAGACCAGGACCAUGAGAAGGUCGGCAGAUGAUGAUGAUGAUGAUGAUGAUGAUGAAGAAGAACAGAACUGAAAGCAAAGCAGUGUGAUGAUGAAGACACUGCUGUUCAUCUGCUCUCUGUUCAAACUGAUAAAGUUUGAUUGAAACAUGAGAAAAACUGACACAUCAAUAAUCAUUUAACAGGUAGGACUUAUUAGUCUCAAUCUGCUGGGUGUCAGAUUCAUAAUCAGCAUAAACAACGUGUUUAUUAAAUGGUAAGAAACAAAGAAGAGUAAAGGUAUGUAGCUGGAAAAACGACUGGUUCAAUCUACAACUAUUUUGAGCUAUUUUUCAAGCAAAAAUCAAAAACAAUAAUCGGUUCCAGGUUCUCACUUGUGAGGAUUUGCUUCUUUUUUGGUGUGAGCCAUCUGAAGAUGUCUCCUUGUGUUUGAAGAUAUUGUUUUCUUAAUUUUUAGAUGAAUAGACAGAUUUAUUUUCAACCGUCUGAGGCCUUUUUAAUUUUUUUUUAUUUGGUUUCAUUCUUGAUGCUGUAGCCUGUUAUAGAGGAAUACAAAUUGAAAUGGUAUGUGCUAUUGUGAUUUUAUGAAGUCAUUAACUACAGCUAAUAGUAGCACACUUUUUAAGUGUGUGUCAGCUGUGAAUGACAUUUCAUUUAAACUUGUAUGUAUGUAUCUAUAGUUUGUGAUUCAUUUCUAAAUGACAGAAAUUAUGAUGAAUGCGAAGCAAAGUGUUGAAAGCCCGUUGACUCGAGUUUUUAUUAGAACUAACAAACCCUUUAAUUAUUAAUUUAAUUAUUUACCCAAUUAAUUUUAAAGUAAUUUUUUAGUCUAAAAUGUCGGGAAAUAGUGAUGUCCCUCAGUCAAAUCAGCAGCGAUAUUCAGUUUAAUGUUAGAGAGGAUGAAAAAACUAGCAAAUAUUCACAUUAGUGAAGCUGGAUAAAAGAUAAUUUUUGGACAUUUUCUUUGUUAUACAAAUGGCUUUUAAAGGUCUACUAUGCAGGGUGCGUGGGUUUUCUCCAGGUACUCCAGCUUCCUCCCACAGUCCAAAGACAUGCAGAUUAAUUGGUGACUCCAAAUUGUCCGUAGGUGUGAAUGUGUGUGGUUGUCUGUCUCUGUGUGUCAGCCCUGUGAUAGUCUGGUGACCUGUCACUGGUGACCAUGUUUACAGACAGUAGCUGACAAUCCUGCAUAGUAUACCUUUAAAACAAAAAAAAAGAUUUGUGAUUAUCAAAAUUUUUGCAGAUUAAUUUUUUUGACUGGUCGAUUAAUCACUUCUGCUUUAGUGAAUCUGACACCACGUGGAAGGAGGAGAAUAACAGCUCCAGAUACUUCAGGUGACGAUCGAUGUGUCAGGCAGCAGGUGUCACAUGAAGGACGUUGAGACACGACAGGAAGUAGAAGAGCUGCUUCUUUGCCGCCGUCUGUGUCUCCGAAUAUAAAAUCUACUCUACUUAUUACUCUAUUUAUUUUUGUAGGCUUGUCAGACUAAGUUGUGCAUAGAUGAAACUAUUCUACCUGAAUAUACUCUCCUACUAUAGUCUAAUUUUCUAAAGGUAGUUAGUCGCCUUGUUUGGGAUGUGGAGCCUUCUUAUACUGUACACGAGGCUGUUAGAGAUUAAUAACUAAAGCUUUUAUUUUGACAGCUAAUAUUUAGCAUGAUGUUUUAUUAUAGCCUUGAGAGACUUUGGUGUACAUUUAUUGUAACGAUGAUAUAUGCAGAUCUUUUUUAGCGCAGCAACAUUUAACUCUGAUUUAGUGCACUUCAGAAGUGUUGAUAGAUUUAUUUCAUGUGCUUGUUGCUGGUUUCUGUUGACACAUCUCCCGUUGUUCAGGGAGACGCUCCUCGUUAUCGGCUUGUUUUUGUACUCGGACGACUUUGGUUUCAUAGAUUAACGAAAGAAAAACAGGAAUGCUGUUUUAAUAACGGAUUGAGUGACUUCUGCAGAGCUGAUCUGUCCUACUGCCAAGAACCCAGUGACCCCACCCGUCUGGUGCUCCAGGUGAGCUAAAACAAACAAACCCAAGUCUAGUCUGAAGUUAAAUAUUCACUCCGAAUCAUUUCAUCUGCAGUUGUUCCGCAGAUUACUAGAUACUGAUUAUGAUAUAAUAAUAUGAAUUGAUCAUUUCGUACUGAUUUACUGAUUCUCUAUCUGCUGUUUGAUUUUAUUCUGAAAAGAAGACUUCCUGUCAGAGUUUAAUCUAAGUGCUGAGUUCAGACCAGACCCGAGUUCAUUAUAAUAUUAGUAAUGAAGUUAUUUUUUCACCAUUUCAAAGUUGAUGGGUUUUUUCGUUUUUUUGCUUUUUGCUUCGCCAGAUUUUAUUUUGUUGAUUUUGGUAUAUUUUUGAUGCUUAUUUUUCUACACUGUAGAGUUAACAGAGAUGAUUAAAAUGUUUAAAGGAAAAGUUUAAGUGUCUUUUACUUUUUUAAAAAAAAAUAUUCAAGCAGGAAAUCAUCAGCUGUUGAAGAUUCUUGUCUGCUCAGUCACAACAUCAAACACCUGAAACUAAAGCCCCGUUCUGGUGCUAAAAGGUGGAGCUGUGAACACUGCAGUCUGACUGUAGAGGA
Messenger RNA from Epinephelus lanceolatus (giant grouper), 8791 nucleotides. RefSeq names its product ubiquitin carboxyl-terminal hydrolase 54. Lineage: Eukaryota; Metazoa; Chordata; Actinopteri; Perciformes; Serranidae. Gene Ontology annotation, molecular function: cysteine-type deubiquitinase activity. The record is from RefSeq and is a predicted model, not a curated record. Gene Ontology annotation, biological process: protein deubiquitination.